Molecule: messenger RNA, 666 nt
Organism: Cyprinodon variegatus (sheepshead minnow)
Lineage: Eukaryota; Metazoa; Chordata; Actinopteri; Cyprinodontiformes; Cyprinodontidae
Product: ladderlectin-like
Exons: 5
Coding region: 36-455 (139 amino acids)
Molecular function (GO): signaling receptor activity
Source: RefSeq, a predicted model, not a curated record
CUGUUCCAGAUGAUGGCUCUGCUGAUGAAGAAGCAAUGGACUUGGUCCAGAGAUCUGCUUCUUGUCAUUCUGGCUGGUCUCAGUACAACGGUAACUGCUACCACUAUGUUUCCAUGCCCAUGGAUUGGGCUUCAGCUGAGAGGCACUGCAUGUCCAUGGGGGGACACCUGGCAUCAGUUCAUAACUCAAAGGAGUACCAUCAGAUUCAGCAUGUGAUAAGAGAAGCAAGUUAUGGGUCCAACAGAGCAUGGAUUGGAGCCAGCAAUGCACAGAAGUCAAGCAUUUGGUUUUGGAGCGAUGGAAGCCAAUUCCACUACACAAACUGGUGUCCAGGAGAGCCUAACAAUUCGCUAGGCAACCAGCACUGUGUGCAGAUGAACUUUUCAGCUUCAAAGUGCUGGGAUGACGUAGGAUGUUGGUAUGGUCGCCCAUCUGUCUGUGCCAAAAAAGUCUGAGCAGUCCGAGAGGACUUGAACCAGAACCGGUGGAGGAUGCUAUAUUGUCUUUCAGUUAAUCUGCCACAAAGAAAUCCUGUUUUCUAAAAGCUUCUUCAUAUAAUUACUUAUAAAACAAAAGGUAGACUCGAGCAGAGUGAAUGUUUUAUAAAUGAUUAUUUGAGUAAAACCUUUUUCUUUUCUUUAGCCUUGCAUUAAAUAAACUUUUGAA